GUCUGUGCGGGCAAGUCGACGGUUACGAACUGCAGUUCCACCUUCGGAAACAAUUCUGAAAUGUUGUUGUCCGCCGGUUCUUUGACUUUAUCUCCGGCUUGAAAUCAAACGGAACAACAGCCGCUCCGCCGGAAGCCGGAAGCCGCGGAGCAGCGCGCGGGGGGGCAGCAGCGCGAGGCAUGUCGUGCGCAGAGAGCUACCUGGCCAUCAUCCGCUACCUGACCGAUGAGCGCGAGCCCUACGCCCCCGGGACCCCCGGCAACACCAAGCGGAAGAUCCGGAAGGCGGCCACCUGCUACGUGGUCCGGGACGGGACCCUGUUCUACCAGCGCCGGCUCAAGGGCCAGAACGACUUCACGGAGCUGGAGGUGGUUCUGCAGGACGGCCGGAGGGAGGAGCUCAUCGGGGAGGCCCACGUGGUCUGCGAGGGCGAGGAGCACCUGAACCAGCAGCUCACCUGGGACUCCAUCUCCCAGAAGUACUGGUGGAGAGGGAUCCUGAAGAACGUCAAAGACCACAUCAGGGAGUGCUCUUCGUGCCAGAGCCGGCGCGACGACGGCUCCGCCUCCCGGACCUUCUCCCGGCCCGGGAGGCGCAAGACGGCGGCCACCGCUGGGGAGGAGGAGCAGCAGCAGGAGGAGGAGGAGGAGGAGGAAGAGGGAGACGAGGGCUUAGGCUUCACCAAACCGACCCCCAAACACGAGCUGGUCUUUGUGGACAGUAAGGGCGAGGUGAACCAGUUCCUCCCUAAACACAGCCAGACCAUGUUGGACAAACUGAACCAGCAGCGCCUCCUGAACCAGUUCUGUGACAUCACGCUGCUGAUCGAGGGGGAGGAGCAUCGCGCCCACAAGGCCGUGCUGGCGGCGUGCAGCGAGUACUUCAACGAGCUGUUCUUCGAGAAGGGCGCCGCCUCCACCCACGAGGCCGUGGUGGACCUCUCCGGUUUCACCAAAGUGAGCUUCCUGCCGCUGCUGGACUUCGCCUACACGUCCACGCUCACCUUCAACUUCUGCGUCAUGGCCGACAUCGCCAACCUGGCUCGCCACCUGCUGAUGACGGAGGUGCUGCAGAUCUGCGAGUCGGUGCACCGGCAGGUGGAGGAGCAGAAGCUGACGGUGUACCAGCGCGGCGACGUGCACACGGUGGUGUCGAGCCGGCUGGCGCCGCCCGGCGGCCCGGCGGACGACGCGGCCGCCUUCACGGUCACCAUCGAGAGCGAUGGGCGCGCCGUGGUCACGCAGGGCGGGGAGCCCGUUGCGUUCGUCGCCACCCCCGAGGAGGCCUACCUCGCCGAGGGGGAAGAGGUGCAUCGUGGGACGGAGGCGGCGGCCGAGACUGUGACUCUGAUCGCAGAGCCGGAGGAGACGCUCACGCUGAUCUCCGGUGGCGGUGCCGCGCCGGAGGACGCCGGCACGAUGACCGUGGUCACCCACAGCGGGCAGGCCGGGGCCAGCGAGUCCCUCGCCGUGGUGUCCGCCUGCCUGGAGAUGGAACGCCGGGCGCCGCCCUCGGGGGCGGGACCCUUUGUCAUUAACGUGGACCCGGACACAGUGAGUCCCCCGGAGGCCGUCACGCCGUCCUCUGAAGCGGUGGUGCCGGCGGUGGAGGAGGCGGUAGAACCGGCGCCCCAGAAGCGUAAGCGUGGGCGUCCGGCCAAAGUGAAGAAGGAGGUGGAGCUGGAGGAGUACGUCGCUCUGGAGGAGGAGGAGCCCUCCGCCGACGACGAGGGUCACGACCCCAACCGGAGACGGCUCCGGCAGCGCUCCAUCGCCGAGGGCGGCUACGCCCGGCUACACAUGGGGCUGGAGGAGGAGGAGGAGGGCAGGAGGGGGGGGGGCACCUCGCCGCGAGCCGCCACGCCCAAGGUGCCUCUGAGGACGGGUAAGAGGGGCAGACCACCAAAGCAGCCGGUGGAGGCUGAAGGUGACGGACAGUCUGAGUUGGGGGCGGAGCCUGAGCCCGGCGCCGCGGAGGGCGUGACGCCUCCGGAGCUCGGCGCGGGGACGAAGGGGGCGGAGCCAGAGGCCGCGGGUGCCAAGCGGGAAGCCACCGGAGACGGAGAGCACACGUGCUCCGAGUGCGGCGCGUCUUUCCAGAGACGAUACUCGCUCAUCAUGCACACGCUGAAACACGAGAAGGCUCGAGGGUACAAGUGUAGCCUGUGCAGUAAGGAGUUCCAGUACGCCGCCUCGCUCCGGGCCCACCUGGCCCGGCACAAGCAGCAGAGCAGCCAGCGGGCGCCGGUCCCCAAGCCGCCCGGCGCGGAGCUCAAGCCAGACGGCGACCUGGACGAGAAGACGGCGUCGUCGCCGCACACCAAGAGGGAGUUUGUGUGUGACAUCUGCGGGAAGACGCUGCCCAAGCUCUACUCGCUGAGGAUCCACAUGCUGAACCACACGGGGGUCCGGCCGCACGCCUGCAAGGUCUGCGGCAAGACCUUCGCCCACAAGCACAGCCUGAAGAUGCACCGCGCGCUGCACGACGCCUCCAAGCAGUUCCAGUGCGGCUACUGCAAGAAGUCCUUCGUCAGCAAGCGUAGCAUGGAGGAGCACACCAGCCUGCACACAGGUGAGUCAAAGUACCUCUGCAACACCUGUGGAGCGACUUUCCACCGAGCCUCGGCUCUGAGCAAGCACCUGAAGAAGCACCUGCCCAGACCCGACGUCCGUCCGUUCUCUUGCGCUCACUGUGACAAGAGGUUCUACGAGGCUAAAGACCUGCAGCAGCACAUGAACAAGCACAUGGGCCUGAAGCCCUUCCAGUGCCAGGUGUGUGGGAAGUGCUACAGCUGGAAGAAGGACUGGUACUCCCACGUCAAGUCCCACAGCGUGGCCGAGCCCUUCAAGUGUAAUGUCUGUGGGAAGGAGUUCUUCGAGAAGGCUCUGUUCAGGAGACACGUGAAGAAAGCCACUCACGGGAAGAAAGGCAGAGUGAAGCAGAACCUGGAGAGAGAGUGUGAGCAGUGUGGCAGGAAGUUCACUCAGCUGAGGGAGUACCGCCGCCACGUCAACAACCACCAGGGAGUGAAGCCGUUCGAGUGCCUGACUUGUGGCGUGGCGUGGGCCGACGCACGUUCCCUGAAGCGCCACGUGCGCACGCACACGGGCGAGCGCCCGUACGUGUGCCCCAUGUGCCAGGAGGCGCACAUCGACGCCCGCACGCUGCGCAAGCACAUGGCCAAGUUCCACGGAGACAACCUGCCGGGGAAGAUCAUGCUGGAGAAGGACACGCUGCAGUUCCACAACCAGGGCACGCAGGUGGAGCACGCUGUCAGCAUCCUGGCCUCCGAGCUGCCGCCGGAGCUGAGGCCCGCCCUGCUGGAGGAGGGGGAGGGGCGGGAGGAGCAGGAGAUCGAGGAGGUGCUGAUCACAGAGGAGACGGUGGAGGGGGUGGAGACGGUGGAGACGGUGGAGACGGUGGAGGGGGUGGAGGCGGUGGAGGCGGCGGGUGAUGGCUCGGCCACGACCACACUGUCGGACCAGGGCAUCAUGCAGGUGGUGAACUACGUCCUGGCUCAGCAGGGCCUCGCCGACACCAAGAUGGAGGACAGCCCAGAGGUCAUCCAGACCAUGGAGGUGGAGGUGGCCCACGUGGCCGAAGUGGAGUGACUCGCUAGGGAGGGAGAGAGAGAGAUAAGGAGGCCAGGGAGAGAGAGAGAGAUAAGGAGGCCAGGGACAGACAGACAGACAGAGAGAGAGAGAGAGAGAGAGAGAGAGAUAAGGAGGCCAGGGAGAGAGAGAGAGAUAAGGAGGCCAGGGACAGACAGACAG
This is a messenger RNA of Cyclopterus lumpus (lumpfish), 3773 nucleotides long. It is a transcript of the gene zbtb11, whose product is annotated as zinc finger and BTB domain containing 11. Gene Ontology annotation, biological process: regulation of transcription by RNA polymerase II. Gene Ontology annotation, molecular function: RNA polymerase II cis-regulatory region sequence-specific DNA binding; protein binding; DNA-binding transcription factor activity, RNA polymerase II-specific. The record is from RefSeq and is a predicted model, not a curated record. Bases 180 to 3611 code for a protein of 1143 amino acids. Gene Ontology annotation, cellular component: nucleus. The transcript is spliced from 10 exons. NCBI's taxonomy places the organism in Eukaryota, Metazoa, Chordata, Actinopteri, Perciformes, Cyclopteridae.